AUGGAGUGCCCUGAGAGACAGCUCUCCCAACUGUCAGAAAGUGAUUCAGCACCACCGACUUUAUCACAGAUAAUGAGUUUCCAAGAUCCCAAAAUUCUUGUCGAUUCUGGAGCUGAAACUGCCAGUUACUGCGGCGUCCAAAUGGCGGUUGACCAAGGCACAUCAACUCUUGUCGACCAUGGCGCCCAAGCUGAUGCCUACAUAGACUCCCAGGCUGCUGCCAAAACUCCUGUGGGAAAUUUAAUGAAAAGAAAAGAGAUGAGUAAAAGCCAGCAUGAACCUCCUUAUGAAAUUGAGAACCAGUUUAUAUUGCGUCUGCCUCCGGAACAUGCUGCUACUGUCAGGGAAAUGAUACAAUCCAGAAGUGUCACCAUGAAGGAUAAACUAAAAAUUGACUUAUCUUCUGAUGGACGUCAUGGGACUGUUGAGGUGAAAGAUGUCUCACUAACUGCUAAGGUAGUUGACUUGCCUUGUGUUAUUGGAAGCCUGAAGACUCUUGACAACAAAAUCUUUUAUAAAACGGCAGAUAUUUCCCAGAUGCUUGUGUGCACUGCUGAUGGUGGUCUCCACUCUUCUUCAGAAGAACCAGUUACUUCUACUGAUUUUAAAGAAAUCAAGAAAAAUGAAAAGGGGAAACAGAAAAAAUAUGUCUGGAAACAUGGCAUUACUCCACCACUUAAGAAUGUCAGAAAGAAAAGGUUCCGCAAAAUAACAAAAAAGCUGGUUGAUUCCAAACAAGUCGAAGAAGUCAGCUUUACUGAGGAAAAGGGCAUUCCUGAAAAACACAAUGUGUUAGAUGACAUUACUGAUAUUCCUCCCAUCCCCACUCCGGUCCAAUGCAUUGACUCUCCUGAUGCGGAAAAGGAAGUGAAAAGACUGCUAUGUUCUGAUGCUGAAUCUGUCAGUUUCCGAUGGGAAGUCACUGCAGAAGAUGAAACCAAGGACGUAGAAAGUCAAGGCUCCAUUCCAAGCUUUGAGAUAUUCCCAGGAACAAGUGGCUAUAAUCAGGGUCACAUCUCAUCAGAAUGUCACAUCCUUCGGGGGAUACUCAGUGAUUCUAGCAGUAACAGUGAUGAUGAGGACGAGGAUGAUGAUGAUGAUGAUGAUGAUGAUGAUGAAGAAUUUUACUAUGAUGAUGAGAAUGAAGAGGCGGAACAGCGUUAUGAAGAGAAUCUGCAAAGGGAGCUACAGGCCAAAUUAAUUGAAUUUGGCCAGUGUAAGGCAAAGGAGGGAGCUGGUUCAAUAGAAUCAUUUACACUCUGUGUUGGAGCAGCUUAAGUUACAAGAAAAACAAAAAAAUGAGCAGAUUAUUUUCCUACAAGAAAAAUUGAAAUACUUUCUGGAGAAGUGAGGAGAGCCUUCAGCCUUGCACACAAACCCUUGAUUCCCCAUCUAGACUAAAAACUACAUGAAACU
Messenger RNA from Molossus molossus (Pallas's mastiff bat), 1416 nucleotides. It is a transcript of the gene TAF7L, whose product is annotated as TATA-box binding protein associated factor 7 like. Gene Ontology annotation, molecular function: RNA polymerase II general transcription initiation factor activity. The record is from RefSeq and is a predicted model, not a curated record. Lineage: Eukaryota; Metazoa; Chordata; Mammalia; Chiroptera; Molossidae. Gene Ontology annotation, cellular component: transcription factor TFIID complex. The transcript is spliced from 12 exons. Bases 1 to 1278 code for a protein of 425 amino acids. Gene Ontology annotation, biological process: RNA polymerase II preinitiation complex assembly; transcription initiation at RNA polymerase II promoter.